UGCCUCCAAGCCCAUCCCAAGAUGGCGGAAAUCCCUCUGUACUUUGUGAACUUGCAGGAUGACUUAGACGACUAUGGAUUUGAAGACUAUGGUCCAGAUUGUGACAGCAUGAGACUGACAGCCUUCUUGGACAUCCCAGGCCAGGACGAGCUGCCCCCACUUGCACGCCUGGAAAAGUACGCUUUCAGCGAUAACGUCUUCAACCGUCAGAUUAUUGCCAGAGGACUACUUGAUAUCUUCCGGGACUUCAGUAACAAUGAAGAAGACUUCUUAACAGUGAUGGAGAUUGUAGUCAGAUUGUCAGAAGAUGCAGAGCCCACAGUGCGGAUUGAGCUGUUGGAACAGAUUCCUCCGAUUGCUACUUUUUUACGAGAAAAUAGACCAGAUUUUCCAGUGGUGUUUUCUGAAUAUAUCAUACCUGUGGUAGUAAGGGACCUUACAGACCCAGACAAUCAGGUUAGAAAAUCCAGUCAGGAAGUGCUCUUGAUUCUUCUGGAACAAGAUCUAAUUUUCCAGGAUGAUACUGAAAACAGAGUAUGUCCGAUUCUGCUGGAACUGUCUGCCCCGGAGAGUGACGCUGAGUACCGAGCAGAAGCCGUGAGUAUAAUCUGCAAAAUGGCCUCAGUGGUGAGCAAGAGCACAGUUGAGCGGCUGCUGCUCCCUCGUUUCUGUGAACUGUGUGGUGAUGGGAAGCUCUUUCAAGUUCGAAAGGUGUGUGCUACCAAUUUUGGUGAUGUUUGUCAUGCUGUUGGACAAGAAGCCACAGAGAAAUUUUUGCUCCCCAAGUUUUUUGAGCUCUGCUCAGAUACUGUAUGGGGUAUGCGGAAAGCCUGCGCAGAGUGCUUCAUGGCCGUGUCCUACAACACCUCCCCUGAGGUCCGCAGGACUCAGCUCUCCCCUCUCUUCAUCGGGCUCCUCAGCGACCCCUGCCGAUGGGUACGCCAGGCUGCCUUCCAGUCCCUUGGCCCCUUCAUUUCCACCUUUGCAAACCCCUCCAGGGCUGGCCUGUAUAUCCAAGAGGAUGGUACCCUGAGCAUGCGGCCACCACGCCAGGAUCCGGGGGCUGAUGCUACCUCUGGCUCAUCUAGUCCUGGUGCUUAUGGGGGCGCCUCCCCUAUCAGCCCAACAAGGUAUGUGCAGAGAGAACCAGAGCUGUGUUUGGGAGGAACACCAACAGAAACCAGUGCUUUCCAGCAUGGAGAUAGCUCUUCUCAUGGCCUCGCAGAAAAUCCAAAGCAGAGUCCUGCUUUGACUAGGCUUUCUCUCGGGGCCAGUGUGACCACAGGACUCCCCCCUGCUGACGAAUCCCCCAUCAACAGCCAUCCCGGGAAUUCAGAAGACGUGUUCAAUAACAUCCUUUAUUGGCGGACUCCUCUCCCUGACGUAAGCCAGGACGUGGAGCUGUUUCUGAGUGAGUCUGGGGUUCAGGAAGAAGGCUGCAUGAGACCUGAGACUGUGUAUAGCAGCUGUAUGGCCAGGAGUGAGAUUCAGAAAGUGCUCAGGAGUCUACAGGAGCAUAUGACAAAUGAUCCAGAUGUUCAAGCUCAAGUUCAGGUUUUGUGUGCUGCUCUGAGAGCUGCCCAGCUGGACUCCACGAAUGAACCUGAGAGCAAGCCGCCAGGAGGCCCGGCUGAAGUGUCCGUUUCAGAUCCCAGCCCUGCCUCGACAUCCAGACCCCCGUCAGCUCCAUCAGCUCAGAACGGGCUCUCCGUGGCCAGGAUAUCACAAGGCACAGAUGCUGGUGAUGCCAAAGAUGGAACCAGUGACCAUUUGGAGACUCAGCAGAAGCUCGAACCAACUACCCUUGAAGAGAAUAAAUCUAAUUUACAGGAUGUAAUUCCUCAGCCUCUGCUAGAUGAGUUUGUAUCCAUGACGGACCCUGCUCGAGCCCAGACCGUGGACACUAACAUAGCCAAACAGUGUGCCUACAGCCUCCCUGGGGUGGCACUGGCCCUGGGGAGGCAGAACUGGCACUGUCUGAAAGGCACCUAUGAAACGCUGGCUUCUGAUGUUCAGUGGAAGGUCCGUCGGACCCUUGCAUUCUCUAUUCAUGAGCUAGCUGUGAUUCUGGGGGAUCAGUUGACGGCUGUUGACCUGGUGCCCGUCUUCAAUGGAUUUUUAAAGGAUCUGGAUGAAGUACGCAUAGGAGUACUUAAACAUCUGUAUGAUUUUCUAAAGUUGCUCCAUGAAGACAAGAGGAGAGAAUAUCUUUAUCAGCUUCAAGAAUUUGUAGUGACUGCUAACAACAGGAAUUGGAGGUUUCGGUAUGAGCUAGCAGAACAACUGAUACUGAUUUUGGAACUCUAUAACCCCAAUGAUGUUUAUGAUUAUUUAAUGCAUAUUGCCUUAAGAUUAUGUGCAGAUAAAGUUUCUGAAGUUCGGUGGAUCUCCUUCAAACUAGUUGUGGCAAUUCUGCAGAAGUUCUAUUCAAACAGCGAAGGUGCACUGGGGUUAAAUUUCAUCAAUGAACUCAUCAUUCGGUUUCGGCACUGCUCUAAGUGGGUUGGAAGGCAAGCUUUCGCUUUCAUUUGCCAGGCCGUGGUGAGCGAGGAAUGUGUCCCUGUGGAGCAGUUUGUUCAGCACCUGCUUCCCAGCCUCCUGAGCCUCAAGUCGGAUCCUGUGCCCAACGUGAGGGUUCUGCUGGCCAAAGCUCUGCGACAGACCUUGAUGGCAAAGGCAUAUUUUAGAAAUGCUGGUAACCCUCAUCUUGAAGUCAUUGAAGAGACUGUGUUGGCUUUGCAGUCUGACCGGGACCAGGAUGUUUCCUUUUUUGCCACCCUAGAACCAAAGCAGCAGGAUGUAACAGACACUACUGGCCUGGAAAAGCGAAAUUAACUCCUUGGUGAUGCUUUGCAGGCUGGUGGCUUCACGCUUGGCACCUGUGGCUUGGAACUUGCAGGUGAACUGAAUGUUCCACCUGCUGAAGGAGAAGAGAUGUGUGACCUCAGCCAUCUACCCAAGUGACUGACCCUUCACUGUCUGCGGCUGUGGACGGAGCCCCAGCUAGGGACUUUUUCAGGUGGCCAAGACCAGUGUUGUGCCGCCUGCACUUCCAGGCCUGACGGGGCCAGUCUGUGCAGAGGUUGUGGGGCACUGGUGGGCAUUGGGCCUCCGUGCCAUCUGCCUGCCUACCAGCGAUUUCUCUGUGACAGAUUGUUAUUGGAUGUCCCCUUGGCCCCAAUCAAGUAGCUUAUCACAUGCUCUUAAUUCUUUAACAGACCUGCAUAUUUACUUCCCUUAUGCUUACUUAUAAAAUCUAGUGUAUGAUGUUAUGUUUUAUUUUUAACUGAAAUACUGUAUAUAUGUAAAUAGCCCUUAACAGGAUGAAAAUAUCAAUAUUAGCCUCCUGUUAGUGAGCUGAAACAGCACAUCAUGUAAAUUUAUGUGCCACUUUGAGUUGCUGCAAAUAUAAACCAGUUUGUUUACUAUUACACAGUGUGAUAAAUCUUUUUUUUUCUUCAGUACUGGGGAUCAAACUCAGGACCUUGUGUUUGCCAGGCAGCACUUACACCACUGAGUUAUCUUCCCGGUCCUUUGAUAAAGAAAUCUAAAGAGUGACUUACUGUCGUCUUUCAAAUUCUGUCCUUUUGUUAUCAGCUGUACUUGGAGCAGCUCCAGAAGCCCUCAGCGCCCCCUUCCUGCGGGAAGUCUAUGCACAGAGAUGUGGGCUGGGCCUGGCUAGGGCAGGAAGCUGGAAGUGUUUGCAUUUUUAUGUGGAUAUAUUGUUUGUAACAUGUGUAUGAACUCAGGAGGGAAACUGAUAGUUGAGAUGCGUGGGCAUUGACUUCAGGGCUUUAAGAGCUCAGCAGCAAUAAAUAGGAAACCAUAGUUCAGAUCAGAAAUUGCACAGCAAAUCCCAGUUGAUUUAAGUUGACGUCAGUGCUGGGGACUUUAGAAUUCAUGCUUUAAAAUGUUGUAUGGAGAGAAAAUGCCCUGGAAUUUAACUUGGCCAUUCAGUGACUGUUAAUCAGGGUUCCAAAACACCAGCUUCAGUUCUGCAGGCGCACAGGCUGCUGCCAUUUUUAUUUCUGCUUUUAGCUCCCCAAAGGCGCGGGAGUGGGGGUCCCAGGAACUGGCUGCAGAGGAUGUGGGAGCUGUUUCCAGGUUUCCCUCUUUUCUUGUAUGUCAUUUAUUUUUUUUAAAUAAAAUGUCUGAGACUGUAUUGAGUUUCCUGGUAAAAAGCAUAUCCCUUUUCCAACCCCCAAAUUCCAUUGAUGUGAUUCUUUAAAGAGGAGGGAAACUGUCGGUGCUACAGAAAAUAAGGUAUGUAUGAGUGAAUUUCAAGCCAGGGUAGCAACAGCAUAUUUGGCAGAAAAUUCAUUAAAUUAGAGAUUACAUUAAAAAAAAAA
This is a messenger RNA of Octodon degus (degu), 4349 nucleotides long. RefSeq names its product serine/threonine-protein phosphatase 4 regulatory subunit 1. Lineage: Eukaryota; Metazoa; Chordata; Mammalia; Rodentia; Octodontidae. Gene Ontology annotation, molecular function: protein phosphatase regulator activity; protein binding. The record is from RefSeq and is a predicted model, not a curated record. Gene Ontology annotation, biological process: protein dephosphorylation. The coding region runs from base 22 to 2835 and encodes 937 amino acids. The transcript is spliced from 20 exons.